Messenger RNA from Pararge aegeria (speckled wood butterfly), 1024 nucleotides. RefSeq lists its product as uncharacterized. Lineage: Eukaryota; Metazoa; Arthropoda; Insecta; Lepidoptera; Nymphalidae. The record is from RefSeq and is a predicted model, not a curated record. The transcript is spliced from 3 exons. The coding region runs from base 184 to 768 and encodes 194 amino acids.
CGCAUCGGUGAAUGCUGCGGUUUUAAGUGCAAGGUCCCGGAUUCCGUAUAUGACAAAGGCGUGCCGCCAAACCGUUGCAUUGAAACUGCGUCACGUCUCCUACCCUUGCCAAAUUAUGUUUUGAGCUUCGCUACGCAACAGAUCAAGACUAAAGUAUUGGACCUGCAUAACCACUUGCACAAUAUGGAAUUUUUAGAGAGAUUUUAUCAUAACUUGAGAAGGCAAUAUAACACUUUACCGGCAACCAUAAAUAAAACAGUGGAUACAGUUAAUAAAUCCAUAAAUCAAGUGAGAGUACCACCAUUUACAAAAGAUAAUGUGUUAUAUUAUUAUUUGCCUAUACAGGGGCUUGUAAGUUACACAACUUUGUCGGUGGGUGUAAUGAACCCCCAUCUGAUGGUAAGAUUGUUUCCUCGUAGAGAUAUCACAGAUGUGUUAUUUCUUUCUGCUGGAGGUGGUGCUGGGUUGUGGUUGUGGGCAAGGCCACACCUAGCAGCUGCAGCACCUGCAAGACGAUUUUCAUGGGCAUUCCUAGGAGGCUGCCUUUGGCCCCUUGGUUCUAUAUUCCUAUGGGCAAUAUUAAGAAGCUCGAUUGGCCAAAGACCUGUUCUUGGUACAAUGCUUGGUGUUGCAACUGGUGCAAUGCUUACAAAUAUUGCUUUAGAUUAUUUCAAUUAUGUAGAACUUAUGUUCUGUGGAGAAGUUCGCCUGCCAGAUGAUGCAUACAGUCCAAACAGUGAUGAUGAAAAGUACGAUAUUGAUAUCUAACAAAUAUACAUAAAAAAGAUCUUUUUAUUGCAAAUGUAUUAUAACCACCACCUUGCUACAAAAAAUUCUCACCUAUUUUAUUAUUCCAAGUGACAUUUGUUCUGUGCUUAUAGUGGAUGUUAUAUGUGUAUAGCAUGUAGUUAAAAUUGUUGUAUUUACUUGGUUUUUACAAAAAAAAAGUGUUAUUGAGGACUCUUUAUGAAUAAUGUGAUUGUGACUUGUGUAAUUUAUUUUAAUUAAAUAAUUUCCCUGUUUU